AUGUUUGGCUUGGCACAGACAAGGCAAAUUGGAAGCUUGGCAAAACAAAACACAGAACAGCCAAAGUCCCAGUUGCUCUCUUAUGAUGACUCUUCGGCUGGUUGGCCAUUGACAGAGGGAGGUGAGUGUGUUAGUGCCAAAUCAGAUAUUGAGUUCUGGGAGCCUUUGAGAUGUAGAUUGAUUGAUGAAAAUUUUAAAGGCAUCUCUUACCUUCUGAUUCUGAUUCAAGCUUUCUACAAAUCAAAGGGGGUUGAAUGUAGCAGGAUUGAACUGAUCAUAAUAACAAGCUGCAAGAUUUUUGUUAAUAGCUGUGUGAUUGACUCUUCAUUUGCCCAAACCCUAUUAAAAGAGGCUCAUCACAUUUGUCUACAGGUCCAGGUUGACCUGUUUCAUAAUGUACAUCAGACGUAUAUUCCUAUCAUAAAAGAUUUUUUUGAAUUACAAAAAAUUCUGCAACGUCACCACACUGCCGGACAACUGAAAUUUUGUUUAACAUUGACUAUAAUUAUUACAUUUUGUAUAAAAAACAUCAAAGCGCGGAUGGUUAAGUGGUAUAAUCUUCGCCUGCCACGCGAAGGGCCCGGGUUCGAUUCCCGGUCCGCGCAUCUUUUGCAGUUAUCGUUUUUGAUCUGGGUUGUUCUGUCAGACAUUAUUUUGAUGAAUCCGAGAAAUCGGGAUAAUUGA
Molecule: messenger RNA, 684 nt
Organism: Phycomyces blakesleeanus NRRL 1555(-)
Lineage: Eukaryota; Fungi; Mucoromycota; Mucoromycetes; Mucorales; Phycomycetaceae
Exons: 2
Coding region: 1-684 (227 amino acids)
Source: RefSeq, a predicted model, not a curated record